AUUCCAUAUAUAUUCAUAUUCUUAAAGAUAAAUAAGAGAUGUUGAUGAAUCAUGUUGUCAGAACACAAAACACUAGGUUUAGGGCGGUACAUUACGACGAUAGACAUCACAAAACCAGCAGAAUCUUCGUCGUACAAGACACGUCGACCCACCAAUUCCUGAGCAACCGCCACUUGUACCAUAACCGCCAACUCAACACGAAAACCACCUCGGAACUCACUCCCACCCCCGUCACUUUACCCUCUCCAAUUCUCACCAGUCACCACCAUAUCACUAAUAAUCAACACCCACGCUCACAACAAGAUUCACUACUACUAUAAUCAAGAAAGUAAAAAUGUCGGGUGGGGUUGGUCCAACUUGUGACAUAACUCUCCCGAAAGAAGAACCGCCGCACCAACCGGACGACGCCUCCGCCGCAAAACCCCCCGCUCGCCGGACUUUCUUCACUUUCCGUCAGCUCAACGCCCUCGCGGUAGCCAUCGUCCUCUCCGCCAGCGGCAUGGUCAGCGCCGAAGAAUUCGCCUUCGUCAUCUUCUCCGUAGCCUACAUCUACUUCAUCUCAAAAGUCGCGUUUCCACCCACCUCCCCCGUCCCCGACCCCCCUGUCUACGGCGAGAAAAACACGAUUCUAAGCCUGUACGUGGUGGUGGGAGCCGUGAUCGGGCUGUUUCUCCCCAUAGCAUACAUUUUCGAGGGCAUACUGGAGGGGGACAAAGAGGGGAUUAAGGCCGCAGCACCGCAUGUCUUCCUACUAGCCAGUCAGGUGUUCAUGGAGGGGCUAACGUUCUCUAGCAGAUUCUCGCUGCCGGUCCGCGUCCUAGUGCCGGUGUUCUACAACGCGAUGAGGAUCUUGAGUAUUAUGGAGUGGGUGAGAAAUGAAUUUUCCAAGGUGGAAUCGGGGUAUGGAAUUGGAGGGAGUUGGAGGAGAGUGUGGGUUGGGAGAGCACUGGCAGCUGUAAAUAUGGGGUUUUGGAGCUUCAAUUUGUUUGGGUUCUUGUUGCCCUUUUAUGUGCCCAAGGCAUUCAAGCUCUAUUACUCUAAUUCCAAAUUUAGGGAUUAGCAUUUGGAUUUUGGUUUUGAAGCUUGUGUUGUAGUUGGUUUGAUGAUGAUGAUAGUGUAUUUUGAUGGGGUUUAAGUA
Molecule: messenger RNA, 1138 nt
Organism: Sesamum indicum (sesame)
Lineage: Eukaryota; Viridiplantae; Streptophyta; Magnoliopsida; Lamiales; Pedaliaceae
Source: RefSeq, a predicted model, not a curated record